AGCUGCACUUGCUGCACACACUCUCACCUCCUAAAUAGAAAGGAGGAGGGACACAGAGGAGGGGCCACUACGAGAUGUUAAAUAAUAACUGAUCAACUCCAUGAAUCAAUUAUAAGAUUUUCUUCUUCUUCUGCAGGUUUACCUGCUGACAUGUCCAUCUGAAGUCUUCUGUCCAAGCUGACACAACAUAAUGGCUGACGCUGCAUGGUGGUUUCCAGUGGAUGCUUACAAUUGAGUGCUGCAGUAGGAUGCAGGGCUGUGUGCCUGCUUGGUUGCCGCCACAGAUGAUUCUCAACCUCUACUUGGUCAUCCUGUUCAGUUGGACAGUCUUGUCCCAGCCGGGUUUGGAGGAGGUGUUCUUCAGUCCACAGGAUCAGAGCGUCCGGGAAGGAGAGGAUGUUUCCUUUCGGUGUGUGUCUGGUGAAAGCUUGUCCCCCACUAGCAUCUUCUGGCUCAAAGAUGGACAUGUGGUCACCACAGGGAGGCAAAUCCAGGGCGAGUACGGCGGUGGCCAGCAGAAGAAGACAUCAGGAACUCUUCAUCUCCUCAACGUAAGCUUAGAGGACGAUGGGAGGUACGUCUGUGUGACGUAUAGUCCUUCAUUAAACAUCAGCAAGAAGAGCCAGCCCGCCAGGCUUACCGUGCUGGGAGUCCCUCACCGACUCAGAAUCACACGGGGCCCUGACAACACCACUGUCGCUGUGGGAACUGAGGUCUCCAUGCACUGUGCUGUGCGAGGCUUCCCUGUUCCCAUGGUGCACUGGUUCAAAGACGACUGCCUCCUGACAAAGUGCUCGGCCUCAUUCAGCCUCCACAACAAUGGACAGCUGCUUACAUUCAGGAAUGUGAGCAAGGAAGAUGAAGGCUUCUAUCGCUGUGAAGCAUCAAACCUGAAGGAGUCAAUUAAGUCGCAAGCAGCGUUCCUUCUUCUAGCUGAAAUGGACUGGAACUUCAUCCAGCAGCCCACAAACGUGACGGCAAAGAAGGGAGACAACAUCACCAUCUCCUGUAGGCCGCCGUAUAGCAGACCUGCAGCGAGCGUGUCCUGGUUCAAAAACAACCAUCUCCUCCGUCCUAGAGAUCACGUUAAUGUGCUCCCUGGUGGAGACCUCCUCAUCCUCAGCAUCCAAGAGGAGGACAGCGGAAGCUACUUCUGCAGAGCCGCUAACGUCCACAUUCAAAGAUUUGUCACGUCCAGAAGAGCUACGGUGACAGUCCACGCCGCUCCGUCAGUGCGACUGUGGCCUCACGCUUUAACAGUACCACUUGAGGGCCGAGUGUCUCUGUAUUGUCAGGUGUCAGGUGAACCCCCUCCUUCCAUUAGCUUUGUUAAGAGGGGACAUUCUAAGCAGACGGGGGCCAGGAUGGUACUAGGGCUGAGAAAUGCAACGCUCCAUAUCGAAUCAGCUCGUAGCUACGAUGAAGGAGCGUACGUGUGUGAAGCCACCAGCACACUCGGUCACAGUCGAGCAACAGCAACACUCACAGUCGCUGUUAGUCCCAUUAUUGUGACCUAUGCGGGUCAGGUGACGUGCAAGGUUGGUGCGUCAGCAGUUCUGCCCUGCGUUGCCAUUGGGGUUCCACCCAUCUGGUACAACUGGACCAGGGGCGCAGCAGAGAUAAAGCAGCCCAUUGGCACCUCUGAAAGAAAACACAUCGAUGAAGAUGGCGCUCUGCAUCUUUCGAAAGUGCAGUGGUCAGACGCAGGCGAAUAUUUCUGCACUGCUGAGAACCGAGCGGGACGACACAAGAGACGUACCAUCCUCAGUGUCACUGCUGAACAUCACCUGCAAGAUGGAGGGCAGCAGACAAGGGCGGUCUUGUCUGCCAGCAACAACACCAGCGACCGAUCACAACUUCAUCCUUCCACUAAUGCCAGGAAGACACAGAAGCCUCACAUGCAGGAAGAGUACAACAUGGCCAAAUUAUGCUCAUCAUCACACUGCGAUAUGACAGCAAACACUCUACCAAAAGCUGAGAUAAAGGCCCCUCCCACGAUCUCGCCUUCGGUCGCUCACAUGCAGCCUCCCAUGCUGCCGCCUCCUCCCUACCCCAACUUCCAAAUCCUCAGCACUCGAAAGCCGACGACCGCCGAGCCUCUCUUGUAUUCGAGGCUCCAUCAUCAGCUAGCAACACAUCUUCAGCUACAAGUUGGGGAGAAAUUGUCAGCAGAGUCCAGUUCUAAAGGUCUUGAUGGUCACAGUAUGGAAUCUUUACAAGAGAUUCUACUGAGUGGACGUUCACCGACUCCUGUGGAUCAAUCCUCGACAUCACAAAUCAAUUUACAUCCAUCAACAAGCCACGGUUCUCAAACCAAACUGGUCCAAACAAACCAUUCUUCCAUUACAGUAACUUCUCUUUUUCCCGAGUUCCACUUGGAUCUUACACCAACACAGCAUCCUGAAUCCCAAAUACCCAGUCAAACCUCAACAAAACUAUCCAUAGACACACCUCCUACAGACUUUAACUCAUUGCCUCCUCAAACAGAUUCUUCACCUUCUGUCUUUACUCAUCCUCCUGACCCCUCAACAUUGGAUCCUUUGGAGAGUUUAGGUCAGUUAAAUGCUAGUCAACCUCAGCAGCGUCGCCCAGUGGAGACGUCCAAAGCGGAAGACGAGGAGCAGAGGAACACCUCGCAGUCACCUAUGACCAGCAACCACCCUCAUUACAGCGUUACACAGCAGUCGCCGUCAUGGCUCCCCGUCCUGGAAAAACAUGACGUGCCCAUCGUGGUGGGAGUGGGCGUGUCGCUGGCCUUCAUCUUUGUCACCGUGGCCUUCUAUUCGGUGGUGCAGAAGAACGAGCCGGCGCCGACGAGCCGCGCAGGUUGGGAAUCAAACGACAAAACACAGAGGAAUCUAGGCGUCCCUGUACGCCACGCAGAACGUCGAGCUGCAGGGCGGACAUACGAAAACAGAGCCUUCGAAGAUGACGAGUGCGUGGCAGUGAUCGAGCACAACACCAGCACGUGCGACACCCGAGCCAGACCUCCAGGACUCAGCCUGGUCACAGUGCAGAUGGAGCCCACCUGCGAGGACCUUCAUGAGGAGGCGCACACAUGCUCUCCGGGUGACCACUCGGUCACCGUGGAGACGUAUCCUGAACCUAUUGCAGACACUAAGAUUGACUCCUGUGUGGAGGAGGAGAAGGCCUGUACUCCUCCCAGUCCUCCCAGCGUACAGCAGCAGUGUCCAGAGGACUGGCAUAGUAACGCAGGAGAUACCCACAGCUUCUGCCAGGACACCUUGCCUCCCCCAUCCACCCCUUCACCCACACCUUCGCCCUUGCCCUCUCCACGCGGCGCCGGCCUACGCUCCUCUCUGACCCUGCAAGGCACCGAGUCUCUGGCGGCGCCUAUCCACCACAUCCUCAGCAUCUCGCACGGCAGCCCUCCUCUGAUGCUCUCCCACUACGUCUCCUUAGGACACACUACUGUGGCGGUCGACGUUCAUUUUUACCCCGAGGCCACAAGUGCUCCGGUCAAUUCUGCGUCCACUUUCUCGUCAUCAUUUGUGCCACGCUUAGCUAACAGCCAAGACAGCGACAAGGCCAGGGUUGAUCACAACAAAUAAACACUAAACGCACAUUUGUAUUUACACUUCAACCUCUAAAGCAGAGGGCAUGUUUUUCAUAAUGAUCGUGAACGAUAGGCAAAAUUCCCCAAAAAGUGCAGUCCCCCUUUAAGGAGGUCGUCAGGGAAGUAAACAAGGCAGGAGUGGUUCACAUAUUCCUAAUAUCCAAUGUUUUAUCGUUUAUAGUUCAUAUUGUCGUGAUGUGUGAAUGUGUUGUUGCUCAGUUUGUUAGUUAAAGCUUGUUUUAAUUAAUGCUUUAACAAACUGAAGUGUCUCUGAUCAUUUCCUGAUUGUGUUGUAAAUCCGACAUCUUUUAUUUUUGUACAAAAUAAUUGUUAUUACAAUCAGCGCUGUGCUGUGUGCCAAAAAUGGGUCGUCAUGUGUGUAUUUGUGUGCGCGUGUCUGUAUGUGUGGCGUACGCACGUUGUCCUUGGGACAGUGUAUUCUCCUGUUCUACUGUAUUUUCACAUGUUUAUCAUGUUUGGCAAACUUCCCUUGUCAAUUUGGUAUUACAUUUAUAUGCAGACUUAAAUAUACAAAUUGAUAGCCCGGCCAAAUUAUUUGAACCCAGUGUGGCCUCCGAGUCAAAAAGUCUGAAGACACCUGCUCUUAAGCCUCAACAGAUAGCAUUCUGAACCGUUAUACAAGUGUAAAAAUAAGUUAACUGUAAACAUUAAAACAUCACAACAGUACAGCUUUAACUUCCAUAAAGGGUGGGUGCUACUUUAACAAGACGUUAAUAUUAUAAUAUUACAGUGUUUCCCCCAGAAAAUGUGUUAGUUAAGGUGGGUCAUCU
Molecule: messenger RNA, 4368 nt
Organism: Entelurus aequoreus (snake pipefish)
Lineage: Eukaryota; Metazoa; Chordata; Actinopteri; Syngnathiformes; Syngnathidae
Product: hemicentin-1
Exons: 18
Coding region: 222-3572 (1116 amino acids)
Biological process (GO): axon guidance; homophilic cell-cell adhesion
Cellular component (GO): plasma membrane; presynaptic membrane
Molecular function (GO): protein binding
Source: RefSeq, a predicted model, not a curated record